UUGAAUUUGAGGCAGUUAAAGGCUUGAAGAAGCAGCAGUGGCGGCGGAGACUUUGAUUGGUCUGCUGAAAGCCCAACCCAGAAGAUUCAUUGGUGGAAAUCAUCUCCGCACUCCCGACCACGAAAGACAGAAGUGACUCGGGUAAAAUAAUACGCGGCUGUCUUGCGCUCUCCAUUCAACCUCGCGACGUCUUCGCGCGUCCUUAAUCUGCUCCACAGUGGAUAACUUGGAGUGAAACAUCUCUGCAGGCACCCGCCAGCCCCUCGAUCGGGGUGCGUUUUUUUAGGGGGACGAGGACCCGGAUCAAGUUUUACGCGCGGGAGGACACUUACUGCACAGUUUGACUGUUGCUGUAGCAGUUUGAUUGGAGUCUUGUGAGGUCUGAAGCGACUUCUGAUGUUAUUUUAGACCUUUUCUUUUGAAUUCAGACUUGAAAGUCAGUCCGCUGGACUUUUCCCAUCCGUUUUUUUGACACCAAGGUUGGAUUUCUUUGUCUGUUAUCACGUAUUCCAAGAGUGUCAUAAGACAUUCUAGGUGAUUCAACACCAGAUGAUCUAGUUUUCGAUCAUCACCCUUUUUCAAAUCUGUGGUUGAGAGCGCGCUCGCCUCCAUCCUCGGCACUCAAGGAAGAAGACAGCAGACUUGGGCAAACUUUUCCAGCGACCACCCGUCAUCUUGACACUGACCCGAGCUGUUGUUGUGAUGCAUAUUCCCGUAGAGCCGCCCACCACCAGACGGUUCACGCCGCCCUCCACGUCCUUCACCUGUAGUAAACUCGUUGACGGCAACGGGGCCAUGGCCACCCCGGGGCCGCUCAGGGCGAGACCCGACACCAGGAAUGUGGUGGACGUCCUUGCGGACCACGCCGGCGAGCUGGUCCGGACUGACAGCCCCAACUUUCUUUGCUCAGUCCUGCCGUCUCACUGGAGGUGCAACAAGACUCUGCCCGUGGCUUUCAAGGUUGUGGCUCUCGGUGAUGUCCCUGACGGCACUCUGGUCACCGUCAUGGCUGGGAACGACGAGAACUACUCGGCCGAGCUGAGGAACGCCUCCGCCGUAAUGAAGAAUCAAGUGGCCCGCUUCAAUGACCUGCGCUUCGUUGGGAGAAGCGGACGAGGAAAAAGCUUCACUCUGACCAUCACUGUUUUCACCGGACCGCCUCAAGUGGCCACUUACCACCGAGCCAUCAAGGUCACUGUAGAUGGGCCACGUGAACCACGCAGGCACAGAGUGAAAAUGGAAGACUCCCAGAAGCAAUUUUCAGACAGGCUGUCAGAGAUCGAGCGCUACCAGCGAAGCAUGCGGAUAGGUCCAGUCAACAAUAAUCCUCGGCCACUUCCACAAAGCCACCUCAGUACCACACCAGCAGCUCUGUGGCAAGAUCAGAUGGACCCUCCUUCUCUGAAGACAUGCAAGGUGGAAGAGGACCUCAGACCAUGGCCAGGGACAACUGAUCUAUUCCAACAGAGGACCACCUUCCCAUCUCCACUGACUGAUCCACGCUUCUCAGACCCCCGCAUACAUUACCCAGGAGCCUUCCCUUACUCCACCAACACUUCCAGCACCGGCAUCAGCGGCCUUAGCAUGUCGGCUCCAACUAGAUACCACACCUACCUGCCGCCUCCCUACUCAAACAACCAGAGCCAGAACUUCCAAUCCAACUCCUACUUGUAUUACGGCACAGGAUCUGGGUCCUACCAGUUCUCCAUGGUGGCAAACGCCGGGGGCGAGCGCUCCCCCACCCGUCUCCUCUCCUGCUCGGGGGCCUCGGGCACCGGUGGCACAAACAGUCUGAUGAACCCUGGCCUGAACGCCCAGAGCGAGGGCGUCGAGGCUGAUGGCAGUCACAGCAAUUCCCCCACGGCCAUGAGCGCCUCGGGCCGCCUCGAUGAAUCCGUCUGGAGACCUUACUGAUCGGCUCGGAACCCGGGGAUGCUGGAAGGCUGUAAAAGUGAAGAGAAUGAUGAACAAAAUCCCGAACACUGAAAGAAAAGAAACAAAAAAAAAAGAGAUAAAUGCAUGUUUGUCUUUUAUUUCCGUAGCACUCGCUUCAUAAGACUUUCCGCAUUUUGUAAACCCUGCCUGAAUUUUUGCACUGCGCUAAGACAUGUACCCUUUAAGGCUACGAUAUGAGCUGAACAAAGCCAUUUUGCUAACAGCCGACGGUGGUCAGACUCUUCAGACUGAGUCAGCUCUCAUGAGGGUGGAGGAGAGUAACCAGACAGAAUGUUUGCCCCAUGAGUGACUCAGACAUCCCUCCGAGGCUUGGCAACACUGCUGUUGCAAUCAGUCCUUCUAAGCUUCCAUUUUGGAUUAUGCAAAAACAUGAUGUCAAAUAUUUUACAAAAACAUCCUCUGGUUGCAUCCUGAGCAUCUUCAUAUGCUCACAUGACCUUAAUUUAUUAUCCAAAUGGACACCUUGGCUGCCAUGAAGCUGUACGCAACUAAGCUUCAACACAAUAGACGUCCUCUGCUGUGACAUCAGUCAAACAUGUUCGAACGGGACAGCGAACAAUAUAUUUGGAGGAAUGUAUACAGGACAGUUUGCUCUUUUUAGUCCGUGCAAGCCUUUUUAUUCAGGCAUUUUUUUCCAUGAAAGAAAAAAGUCUGGUGUUUUGAAACUGGAUGACACGGUUUACUUUUUGAUAUUUAUUUGAGCCAAAUUCUGAGGAAAUCUGUGUGUAUACUCCCGCAUCGGUAAAGCAUUUUUCUUCAUCUUUCCUUUUUCCUUUUUUUUUCUACAUAUAUAUAUUUUUUACGGUAUAUGCAUAUCAUGUUUUGUUGUUAAAUAUACAUUUGGAAUUCGUGUAAUAUAUUGCAACUAAAUUAUGAGGAAAAAAACGAAGCUUUAAUGUUAUUAUUUUGUCUUUCCAAUGUAGCUUUGAUGCACUAAAAAUCUUUAUUCUGUAUGAACCACGCCCACAACUUUCGUAGUGAGAGAGUAAAGCUAAGCCUUUAAUCUUUUAAAUUGCCCGAAUUUGCCUUCUUGCGCUUAAUUUAACUCUUUCACUGCUAUUGACAGUGACAGACGUCCAAUCAUGUGGCUCUUUUCAUCCUUCCGCUGUGAAUGUAAAUGAGUUUAUUACCAGUAGACGUCCAAGCCAUCCAAAUAAAUUAUACGUCUUGCGCCGUAAAUGGCUGCCAAUUAUGGGGCGCCGUUUGUAAAGCAGCACAUGCUGAAAAUUACGACACCAUUUUCUCACAUUUAGCGCCACACAGUGUUUAAAAUGGUGUGAAAUUAUUAGUCACUUUUUUUUUUUUUUUUGCACAUUUACAACAUUAUUUAGCAACUUAAAUAUUUAUUUUUAAAUAAGAAGUUUUGGACCUGAUUGUUUAAUCCAGAACUAAAUACUUAAUUUAAUUUUUUUUUUUGCACAUUACAACAUUAUUUAGCAACUUAAAUAUUUAUUUUUAAAUAAGAAGUUUUGGACCUGAUUGUUUAAUCCAGAACUAAAUACUUAAUUUAAAUCUUGAAUUUAUAUCCUAUAUCUUAAAUGUUGAAUCAGGAAACGGUCUGAACUAAAUAUUUAGCUUAAUAUGCAAAUUCACAUAACUGGAGACCGGAAGUAACAAAAUAAAAGCUGGUGGAGCGGCUCAGACUGUCUGUUUACGUUGCUUGAAAAUGAAUAAAACCUACUCAACGGUGGCAGUCUGCUCUUGCACAUGAGUCAUUGUGAUGAUAACAAUAUAUAAGUAAAAUACAUAUUUAGGAGAAACUAUUUAAAGAGUAUUUUGUGUGCUCCAGUUUUUAUUUUGUUACUUCCGGUCUCCAGUCAUGUGAAUUUGCAUAUUUCUGUAAAUAUUUAGUUCCAACCGUUUCCAGAUUUAACAUUUAGAAGUUAGGAUAUAAAUUUAAGAUUUAAAUUUAAUAUUUAGUUCUGGAUUUAAACAUUCAGGUCCAAAACUUCGUAUUUAAAAAUUAAUAUUUAGGUUGCUAAAUAAUGUGUUAAAUGUGAAAAAAAAAAAAGUCACUCUAAAAAUUUCACACCGCGUUUUAAACACUGUGUGGCGCUAAAUGUGAGAAAAUGUUGUAAUUUUCAGAAUGUGCGGUUUUACAAACGGCGCCCUAUAGCCAAUGACUUUAAAACUAAAAUGUGUUUUUUCUCUGGCCGAGAUGCACACUCCCACCAUUUAGUUCAUCAAUAUUAGACAUCCAACCUAUUUGACCCAUUUCUUCUGACUUCAAAUGGAUUUGACGUCUAUCGCUGUCAAUUACAGCCAAAGUGUUACGAAGCCAUUUGCUUAAUUUUUGCACUAUUCCAAUUAUAUACCCCCAUCCCUGUUUUCUAUUCACAAACAUUUACAACCCUGCAACAUUUGUGCAUUUUUGUGUACAUAUUUGCUGAACACACACAUGCAAUCGCUUGUAAUUUUACCAUCCAUGUACAUACCGACAUCGCAGAUAUGUGUGAGUGUGUUCACACCUCUCCAUAGUUAGCCCCGUCAUCCUUCAAUUGCUAAAGAAGGAAGAAGAGAGAAGUAUGACAGGGGGAAGCACAGCGGUGUCUUCUUACCGAGACCAAAGGCAACUAUGCCGAAAAAGAAAGCUGUCUCAUGGUCAGAGGCCCUUUGUUCUGGAUAAUCUGUAACAACUUUGAAGCCCUAAUGGCUCUCAGUGUUGCUUUUGGACUAAUUUACUGAUCAUUGAUGCCAGGGGCUCCUGAAUCUGGCACUGUUUCAUACGCCCACACGAGAUCUUCUGCGUAUCAGGUAUCAAGCUAAGAGAAGCUCAGCCUUAACUUAAAUCAUGACUCAAAGUAAGAGAAGAGUGGGCCAAAAAAAAAAAAACAGAAGAAGCUUUUGCACCAUGUUAUGCAACUUCCUAUUCCAAUUUUUGGAGUGCUUGUCCCCAUUAGGGUUGCUAAUGGGGUGGAGCCUUUGGAUUUUGACUGGUUACAGGUCAAUUACAGCCUUAUUCCUCUUACUACUAAUUCCUGUCUCCUGGUGCUAGAGAGGAAAAGCACAUUCUCUGCGCCUUUACAAUAUGGUUGAAGACUUUUACUAUGAAAAACAAAUGCAGCUACAGUGACCCCCCUCCCCAAAAUAAGACGCUUUUACAUGUGUAAAAAAUAUUAAACAGUGCCGAAGGUGUGUGCUCAAUUUUUUGUCAAUUUUCAUGUCAAACUAGAAAGCCAAAGUGUACAAGUGAAUUGCAUUUUAAUUUAUAUUGGAUUAAGGGCCACAAACCUACUUGUUUCUUUUCAAAAGAAUUUCCUUUUUUUUUUCAUUGUACCAAAAACUUGUUUUCUGUUUGUAUGCUUAAAGCAUGUACAUCUGAUAUGUUAAUUUAAAGAAUUCCUGUAUGUAUUAAUAUCAUCCAUGUUUCCAUAUGAGUGCUUGUAAAGUUUGCA
This is a messenger RNA of Corythoichthys intestinalis (scribbled pipefish), 5351 nucleotides long. It is a transcript of the gene runx3, whose product is annotated as RUNX family transcription factor 3. Lineage: Eukaryota; Metazoa; Chordata; Actinopteri; Syngnathiformes; Syngnathidae. The transcript is spliced from 6 exons. Gene Ontology annotation, biological process: regulation of cell differentiation; chondrocyte differentiation; neuron differentiation. The record is from RefSeq and is a predicted model, not a curated record. Gene Ontology annotation, cellular component: nucleus. The coding region runs from base 703 to 1914 and encodes 403 amino acids. Gene Ontology annotation, molecular function: RNA polymerase II cis-regulatory region sequence-specific DNA binding; DNA-binding transcription factor activity, RNA polymerase II-specific; ATP binding.